This is a messenger RNA of Globicephala melas (long-finned pilot whale), 795 nucleotides long. It is a transcript of the gene GZMK, whose product is annotated as granzyme K. The record is from RefSeq and is a predicted model, not a curated record. NCBI's taxonomy places the organism in Eukaryota, Metazoa, Chordata, Mammalia, Artiodactyla, Delphinidae. Gene Ontology annotation, biological process: proteolysis; negative regulation of oxidoreductase activity; positive regulation of apoptotic process. Gene Ontology annotation, molecular function: serine-type endopeptidase activity.
AUGACUAAGUUUUCUUCUUUUUUUCUAUGUUUCCUAAUAGCCGGGACUUACAUGACUCCAGAGUGUUUCAACAUGGAGAUCAUCGGUGGGAGAGAAGUGUCGCCUCAUUCCAGGCCAUUUAUGGCUUCUGUGCAGUAUGGCGGCAAUCACAUUUGCGGGGGCGUGCUAAUCCAUCCACAGUGGGUGCUGACGGCGGCCCACUGCCACUAUCGGUUUGCCAAAGGCCAGUCUUCCAAAGUGGUUUUAGGAGCACACUCUCUCUCAAAGAAUGAGGCCUCCAAACAAACAUUUGAGAUUAAAAGAUUCAUACGAUUCCCAAGAUUUACAUCAGAUCCUAAAUCAAAUGAUAUUAUGCUGGUUGAGCUUCACUCGGCCGCAAAACUCAACAAACAUGUCCAACUGCUCCACCCAAGAGCCAAAAAUGAUAUUAAAGCUGGAACAAAAUGCCAGGUUAUUGGCUGGGGAGCCACUGACCCAGAAUUUUUAAGGCCCUCUGAUACCCUGCGAGAAGUCACUGUUACUGUCAUAAGUCGAAAAGUUUGCAACAGCCAAAGUUAUUACAACCACGACCCUAUUAUAACUAAAAACAUGGUAUGUGCAGGAGAUGCCAGAGGCCAGAAGGAUUCCUGCCAGGGUGACUCAGGGGGCCCCUUGAUCUGCAAAGGUGCCUUCCACGCCCUAGUCUCUGGAGGUCAUAAAUGUGGUGAUGCCAAGAAACCUGGAAUCUACAUCCUAUUAACCUGGAAAUACCAGGCUUGGAUCAAAAGCAUCUUGGCCCCAUCUCAUGCAAACUAA